GCUUACCUUGUAGGCGAGGACCCGGGUCAACAAUACAACAGAAGAAGAAGUUGUUAUCAGCAUCUGUUAUUAAGUACUUUUCUGAUUUGAUUGACAGGUGAUACACGAUGCCAAAAUUACCACGUAUCACUAGAUCUUUGCGGAUAUUCACUUCUCUAGAGCAUAGAGGAGAAACAUUGGAUUGCGAACCAAACGACUUACUGAAGAAAAGGCAGGAACGAACAAAAAGAUUAAAAAGCAUUCUUGAAUGGCAUGAUAUAUAUAAAGAUGCAUCUAAAAAUUUUGCGGCACAUCUGCUAGUAUUGAGAAACAUUGUGCAACAAAUUCUAGCAAAUGAUUCCUCAGAUGUUAUUAAUGAAUUCACGAUUUAUGCAUUACGUUUAUUAAUUGAAGAUAAAAGCUCAUUGAGAGAAAAAUAUGGUCUACUUGGCCAAAAAUCAGGACAUAUAACGUUUCACUGUGCACAAACUAUGAUGCAGGUAGUCAAUAAAAUUAAGAUAGAAUGUCAUGAAGAAGCUAUGAAAUUGUUAUCAGAAUCAAAUGCAAACACUGCAGAUUCACAGAUUUUUGGAACAGAUAUUCCCUAUAAUUCAGCUAGGGUCAUAUGGCCUGAUACUGUUAAACUUCACAAUAUGUCUACACAGAAGACAAAUUCAAAUACUGAUAAAUUUACAAUGAUGAUACACGAAACAAAACCUUCAACACAGAAGAAAUCUGUAUUUGAUAAAACAAUAUUUACAAAUGGAUUAAAAAGCUGUUACAAAAAAUACAGUAUAGAAAUGUCAUAUCCAGAUUUUGCAACAAAAAUAAUAGAAACAUUAAAGAUCUCUGAGAAUAUACAAGCGGAAUUAUUCGAUUUGUUAGGUUGUGAACACUUGGAAUUUAUAGAAUAUAUUAUUGAACAUCAAAGGAGCAUCGUAUCGACAUUUUCAUGUUCAAAAGUGUCCAAGAGACCGCAAACAAAUGUGCGAGGCCCAAUAAUAAGUGGUCAAGUGACUAUAGAAUCCGAAAAGGAAAAGCAGUUAUACAAACAAGUACGUAAGGAGGAAAAGAGGUUCAACAGAAUGGCGAACAAACGAGAUGCCAAGUCAGAAGCCGAGGAAAGAGAAUUUGAAAGGAAAGAGAAUGAACUGCAAAUAAAGAGACAAGAGGUAUUGAAAGCCACGUGUACCCCGCUAUUUCCUAAAACUAACACUUUAGAGAGAGGCACGCAGGAAGGUUUCCCAUUUGUAUUCGAUUCUAAAGCGAAUGCCAAGCAAGCGAGCAUUAUAUCAGGACAAAAAUUAUUGUUGACCGAAGAUGUUACAAGGGAGGAUAUUGAACUCUGUGAACGAGUACAUAUACCGAUAUCGAAACAAGAACCUAUUAACGUUAAGAUAAAUUCUGUGUCGAUAUCUUCCCUAGACGAGAUCGGCCAAAUAGCUUUUAGUGGCAUAACGUCAUUAAAUAAGAUUCAAAGUAUAGUUUUCGACGCGGCGUACAACACUAAUGAGAAUCUACUGAUUUGCGCUCCGACCGGAGCGGGAAAGACAAACGUAGCCAUGUUGACUGUGGUGCAUCAAUUGAAACAGAACAUUCGAGACGGACAAUUACAAAAGAAUCAAUUUAAAAUAAUCUAUGUUGCGCCAAUGAAGGCCCUAGCGGCGGAAAUGACUGCUAACUUUAGCAAAAAACUCUAUCCUCUAGGUGUGUGCGUUCGCGAGCUGACUGGUGAUAUACAAUUGACGAAACAAGAGAUUCAACAAACCCAGAUGAUAGUGACUACGCCGGAAAAGUGGGACGUCGUCACGAGGAAAGGUACGGGCGAUAUUUCCCUCACUAGUAUCGUGAGAUUGCUCAUUAUCGACGAGGUGCAUUUGCUGCAUGGUGACAGGGGACCCGUUGUAGAAGCGCUGGUUGCAAGAACCUUGCGUCAGGUGGAGUCAUCGCAGAGCAUGAUUAGGAUAGUUGGGCUGUCUGCAACACUUCCAAAUUACGUGGAUGUCGCGCGAUUUUUGCGCGUCAACCCACACAAGGGAUUAUUCUACUUUGAUCAUCGUUUCCGACCAGUGCCCCUCAGCCAGACUUUCAUCGGCGUAAAGGCUAUCAAGCCGAUGCAACAAAUGAGCGACAUGGACUUGGUGUGUUACAAAAACGUCGUGGAGAUGGUGCGGCAGGGCCAUCAGGUUAUGGUAUUCGUGCAUGCGCGAAACGCCACCGUUAGAAUGGCGAACGUCCUGAAGGAGCUGGCAUUAAAAAACGAUACGCACAAGUACUUUCUAUCCGAUGGACAGGCAAGGCACAUAAACAAGGCCUUUCCAAAGUCGCGCAACAAGUAUCUUGGUGAGCUAUUCAACAGUGGACUGUCGGUACAUCACGCUGGCUUACUGCGCUCCGAUAGGAAUCUCGUUGAGAAAUACUUCUCCGAAGGUCUGAUUAAAGUGCUGGUGUGCACCGCCACGCUAGCUUGGGGUGUAAAUCUACCUGCGCAUGCGGUUAUCAUACGUGGAACCGAGAUUUACGAUUCCAAGCAUGGCUCAUACGUGGACCUGGGUAUCCUGGAUGUAUUGCAGAUCUUCGGUCGCGCUGGCAGGCCGCAAUUUGACAAGUCGGGACACGCGGUCAUCAUUACCUCGCACAGCAAGCUGUCUCACUAUCUCUCACUGUUGACGAAUCAAAUACCAAUUGAGAGUAGCUUCAUUACAUACUUGGCUGACAAUUUGAAUGCCGAGAUAGCGUUAGGCACGAUAUCCAACGUGACAGAAGCGGUCGAAUGGUUAAGUUACACCUAUCUCUUUGUACGAAUGAAAUUGAACUUUCAGGCGUAUGGCAUGGUCUAUCAGAACCUCAUGAAUGAUGUGAAUCUCGAAAAGAAACGGAAGGAGCUCAUCGACGUCGCUGCGAAGGCAUUGGACAAAGCGCAGAUGAUCAGAUAUGAUACACGCACCGGUGAUCUUAAUGCGACUGAUUUAGGACGUAUUGCGAGCCAUUAUUAUCUCAAGUACGACACGGUCGAGAUCUUCAACGAACUCCAAAAGUCUCUCAUGACCGAGACAGAGAUUCUUGCGAUGAUAUCGCACGCUCAGGAAUUUGAACAGCUCAAGGUACGAGAUGACGAGGUGGACGAGUUAGAUGACCUGAUAAAAGAAUGCGAGCUCAUACCACAGGGCGGUGUGGAGAAUGUCCACGGCAAAGUCAAUAUAUUGCUGCAAACGUAUCUGUCCAGGGGCCGAGUGAACACGGCUUCAUUGAUAUCCGAUCAGGCUUAUGUCACGCAGAAUGCUUUGCGAAUAGCCAGAGCGCUCUUCGAGAUUAUGCUCAGACGUAAUAAUGCAAUAAUGGCCGGACGAUUGCUGCAAAUGGCAAAGAUGUUUGAGGCGCAACAAUGGGAUCUGUUGACGCCAUUGCGCCAAUUUGAUUGCCUCUCCAUGGAGGUGAUCGACAAGAUCGAGUCACGCAACUUGGAGAUCUAUCGGUUGCAAGAGAUGGACGUGAAGGAAAUUGGUAAUAUUUUAUGGAAUCAACAGGCGGCGAUAAUGGUGAAAAAGUGUUGUGACGAAUUGCCCGCACUGGACGUAGAAUACAGCUUACAGCCUAUUACGCGCACCAUCCUGAGGAUACGACUCAAAUUAACGUCACAGUUCCACUGGAACGAUAAGGUUCACGGGAAGAAUUCGCAAGCUUUCUGGAUAUGGAUUGAGGACCCGGAUAAUAAUUUUAUUUAUCAUCAUGAGUAUUUUAUAUUGACGAAGAAGAUGGUCUGUCAGAAUCUCGAGCAAGAACUCGUCGUGACUAUACCAUUGUCCGAAUCGUUACCGACGCAAUAUCUCGUCAAAAUCGCAAGCGAUCAUUGGCUCGGUUGCGAAGCUACGUUUCCGUUGACUUUUCAUGAUCUGAUUCUGCCAGAGACUCAUCCCCCACACACAGAUCUGCUAGAAUUGCAACCGUUACCGAUAACCGCUCUCAAAAAUCCAAACUUUGAGAACUUGUAUAACUUUUCCCAUUUUAAUCCAAUACAGACGCAAAUCUUUCAUUGUCUAUAUCACACGGAUAACAACGUUCUUCUCGGUGCUCCGACUGGCUCGGGGAAAACAAUUGCAGCGGAGAUUGCCAUGUUUCGCGUUUUCAAACAGAAUUCCGAUCAGAAGAUCGUUUACAUAGCGCCCCUGAAAGCUCUGGUUAGGGAACGCAUAAACGACUGGAAAGAACGACUGGAGGAACGACUAGGUAAAAGAGUGGUGGAGUUGACCGGAGACGUGUCACCCGACAUAAAGAUGAUAGCCGGCGCGAGUGUGAUUGUCACGACGCCCGAGAAGUGGGAUGGUAUCAGCCGGAGUUGGCAAACGCGAAGCUAUGUGAAAAAAGUGGCACUUAUAGUGAUCGACGAGAUUCAUUUGUUGGGCGAGGAUCGCGGUCCGGUGCUCGAGGUGAUCAUCUCCCGUACCAAUUUCAUAUCCUCGCACACGCACAACAAGGUCAGAGUCAUCGGGCUCUCGACCGCGUUGGCCAACGCGAUAGAUCUGGCCAAUUGGCUCGGUAUCAAAGAGAUGGGUCUCUAUAAUUUCCGGCCGUCCGUGAGACCAGUACCACUGGAGGUUCACAUCAGCGGAUUUCCUGGUAAACACUAUUGUCCCCGGAUGGCGACCAUGAACAGACCAACCUUUCAGGCGAUCAGGCAACACGCGCCCACUAGUCCUUCUCUCGUAUUUGUUUCCUCUCGCAGGCAAACUCGCCUGACUGCUCUCGAUCUGAUUGCCUAUCUCGCGGCGGAGGAUAAUCCCAAGCAAUGGUUACAUAUGCCGGAAGAACAAAUGAACGACAUUCUGGAAAAUAUAAAUGACUCAAAUCUAAAGCUUACACUCGCCUUUGGAAUUGGUCUUCACCAUGCCGGUCUUCAAGACAGAGACAGGAGAACUGUGGAGGAAUUAUUUGUCAAUAAUAAGAUACAGGUACUAAUCACGACGGCCACUUUAGCCUGGGGUGUUAAUUUCCCUGCUCAUCUGGUGGUGAUAAAGGGCACGGAAUAUUAUGAUGGCAAACUAAAGCGUUACGUAGAUAUGCCGAUAACAGACGUUCUCCAAAUGAUGGGUCGCGCUGGCAGACCGCAGUUUGAUGAUUCUGGUGUGGCGGUCGUUCUUGUGCACGACUUAAAGAAAAAUUUCUACAAGAAAUUUUUAUACGAACCGUUUCCCGUGGAAUCGAGUCUGAUGGGAGUGUUACCUGAUCAUAUUAAUGCUGAAAUUGUCGCUGGUACCAUCAAGAACAAACAAGAGUUUCUCGAUUAUUUAACGUGGACAUAUUAUUUUCGAAGAUUGAUGAAAAAUCCUAAAUAUUAUGAUCUGGAUAUCUUGGAACCUUAUUGUAUCAACGAAUAUCUCUCGAGAUUGGUAGAGACCACCGUAAAAUCGUUAAUGGAUUCGCAUUGUAUCGAUUAUGAUGAGGACGAACAAACUUUACUUUCGUUGCCGAUGGGUAAGAUAGCGUCAUUCUAUUAUUUGUCACAUAAUACGAUGCUGAUGUUUAUGCAAUCGUUAGAGGAGAACUUGACGUUAGAUCAGUAUUUACGUAUACUCUGCAACUCAUAUGAAUACAACGAAUUACCUGUGCGACAUAACGAGGAAUUAUUGAAUGAAGAACUAGCAAAACUAUGCCGUUAUUCCUCAAAUCAGUACGAUUCUCCACAUACAAAAGCAUUUCUGUUGCUGCAAGCUCAUUUCUCAAGACUACUAUUACCUUGCGCCGAUUAUAUCACUGAUCUGAAAUCAGUGCUCGAUCAAGCAAUUAGAAUAAUACAGGCAAUGAUCGACACAGUCGCAGAACGUGGAUGGUUAACAAGCACAUUAAAGAUAACGCAACUGUUUCAAAUGAUUAUGCAAGCACGAUGGAUAGAUGAAUCUGCAAUAAUGACGUUACCGCAUAUAAGGACGGCAGAUUUACGCUUGUUUUCAUCGUUGUCGAUGGCUCUUCCAAUAUUGUGUUCCAUAACAUACAACAAUUAUAACAGACUUGCAAAGGUUUUAUGUGAAGGAGAAUAUCGGGUAGAUCAAAUACGUGAGAUACAUCAAAUAAUCAGAGAUAUGCCAAUAAUAUCAGUUGAUUUAAUGUUGGAGAAUUCUUGGGACAUCAAUGUUGAAAGGAGGAAGAUAAUGCUCAAGCCUAAUAACGAUGAUUCCAUAGCAGUUCGACGGAAUGAGGAGUAUACAUUAACUAUUGGAUUGAAAAGAAUGAAUAAUUCUAAAGUUUUGAAAGCACACUGUCCAAUGUUUUUAAAAGGAAAGGAUGAAAGUUGGUUUUUGAUACUAGGCGACAUUCAGAAUAAAGAAUUAUGGGCUUUAAAAAGGGUAUCUGGUAUAAACAAUCAGCAGAGAUAUCAUCAAUUACAAUUUACUGCACCUAAUAGCUUGGGAACAACAAAGUUAGCAUUCUACUUGGUUUCUGACUGCUAUAUGGGAUUGGAUCAACAGUACAGUAUUUGUUUAGAUGUAACUUGCUAAAUAUUUAAAUAAUAACCAAACACCUAAGACUGAAAACAAUAGGUGAUAUAUUAUAAUUAUCGCAAAACCUUUCUAUAUAUUAUUAAUGUAAGGAUUACAAAAAUAAAGAAAAAGAAAAUUUAUAAGAUUGUUAAUGUAUGUAUUGAGAUGAAUGCAAAAGAUGAGAUUUGCUAUAGAUGUAUAUGGACAUGAUUAUAGGAUAUUUAUCAUAAAUUGUGUACAGAAACUUGUAUAUUUUUCUUCAC
Molecule: messenger RNA, 6718 nt
Organism: Trachymyrmex cornetzi
Lineage: Eukaryota; Metazoa; Arthropoda; Insecta; Hymenoptera; Formicidae
Gene: obe
Product: activating signal cointegrator 1 complex subunit obelus
Exons: 12
Coding region: 108-6473 (2121 amino acids)
Molecular function (GO): nucleic acid binding; ATP binding; ATP hydrolysis activity
Source: RefSeq, a predicted model, not a curated record